Bubalus bubalis (water buffalo) is the source of this 2068-nucleotide messenger RNA. RefSeq names its product feline leukemia virus subgroup C receptor-related protein 2. Gene Ontology annotation, biological process: transmembrane transport; heme export. Gene Ontology annotation, cellular component: membrane. NCBI's taxonomy places the organism in Eukaryota, Metazoa, Chordata, Mammalia, Artiodactyla, Bovidae. Gene Ontology annotation, molecular function: heme transmembrane transporter activity; heme binding. The record is from RefSeq and is a predicted model, not a curated record.
GUAGAGGUUGGAGACAUGGAGGAUGAAGAUCCAAACCAACAGGAGCAUGAUGGCACCCCUUCUCAGAUGUCCCCACUUGAGGUGGAAGCCCGUGGCUACACCCUAUUCAGAGUCUUGGACAGAGAGUUCAUGAUCAAGGUGAGCAAGCGCCGGUGGGCGGUGGUCCUGGUGUUCAGCUGCUACUCCAUGUGCAACGCCUUCCAGUGGAUCCAGUACGGCUCCAUCAAUAACAUCUUCAUGAACUUCUACGGGGUCAGUGCCUUUGCCAUCGACUGGCUGUCCAUGUGCUACAUGCUGGCCUACAUCCCUCUGCUCCUGCCGGUGGCCUGGCUCUUGGAGAAAUUUGGCCUGCGGACCAUCGCCCUCACUGGCUCCGCUCUCAACUGCCUGGGAGCCUGGGUGAAGCUGGGCAGCCUGAAUCCACGUCUCUUCCCAGUCACGGUGCUGGGCCAGGUCGUCUGCUCCGUGGCCCAGGUCUAUUCCGUCUGGUUCGGGGCUAAUGAGGUGUCAACCGCCUGCUCCAUAGCUAUCUUUGGCAAUCAGCUUGGAAUUGCCAUUGGGUUCUUGGUCCCUCCCGUCUUGGUACCCAACAUCAAAGACCAGGACAAGCUUGCCUACCACAUCAGCAUCAUGUUCUACAUAAUAGCAGGUGUGGCCACUCUGCUUUUCAUCCUUGUCAUCAUAGUGUUCAAAGAGAAGCCUAAACAUCCUCCAAGCAGGGCCCAGUCCCUGAGCUAUGCCUUGGCGUCUACUGAUGCUUCGUACUUAAGUUCCAUCAUCCAACUCUUCAAAAACCUCAACUUUGUGCUGCUAGUCAUCACCUAUGGUCUGAAUGCUGGUGCUUUUUAUGGCUUGUCCACUCUGCUGACUCGCAUGGUGAUCUUCCACUACCCGGGGGAAGAAGUGAAUGCUGGAAGAAUCGGCCUGACCAUCAUCCUUGCAGGAAUGCUUGGGGCUGUGAUCUCAGGCAUCUGGCUGGAUAGGACCAAAACCUACAAGGAGACAACUUUGGUGGUGUAUAUCAUGACUGUGGUGGGCAUGGUGGUUUACACAUACACCUUGAACCUGGGACACUUGUGGGUAGUAUUCAUCAUGGCUGGCACAAUGGGAUUCUUUAUGACUGGCUACCUCCCACUGGGGUUUGAGUUUGCCAUGGAGCUGACAUACCCGGAAUCAGAAGGCAUGUCGUCUGGCCUCCUCAACGUGUCUGCCCAGGUAUUCGGGAUCAUCUUCACCAUCUCUCAGGGCCAGAUUAUCGACAACUAUGGAACCAUGCCUGGGAACAUCUUCCUGUGUGUCUUCCUGACCCUUGGAGCGGUGCUCACUGCAUUCAUCAAGGCAGAUCUCCGGAGGCAGGAUGCAAACAAAGAAAUUCCUGAGACUAAACCCCAGGAGGGGGAGGAGGAGGAGGACAGCAAGAGCAGCAAAGCCCCCACCACUGUGCAGGAGGAGCAUUUCUGAGAGAGAGCGGAGGAGCGACUCGGGGGACUCGGACCGCCACCACCUCUCCAGCCAGCACAGCUCUGCCUGCCAGCCCCACGGCCUUCACCGAGCAGCUUCUGGGGGAACUGGGAGGAACAUCUGUGUCUUGUAGGAUAGUGCCUCUGCCUCCUGGAACCCACUCUAGAGCUUGCCCUGUCUCCGUGGGGCAGAUGCCCUUUCCACCACACAGGUUGGGGCCCCGCCCUCCCCCUGCAGGUUCUGGGAGCUGGGGAGGCAGAGAGAAUCCUGGAGUCAGUCCUGGCUGCUGCCUCACCUUCCUGCUCCAGUCCAUCUCUUGGGACAAAGCCUGCACAUUAUCCCGAAAGAAAGCUUAUUCAGGAGAUUAACGUUUUCUAGUGUCUGAAGACCCUUAGGAGCCCAGUUUUAAGGAGCAGCAGCUGCUCUGGACGAGGGUCAUUCUUGGGCCCCCAGACUGACCACUGAGAUUCUGUGGGAGAGCAAACACCCUCAGGACAAACCCCUCAGGACUCUGGGACCAGGUUCUUCUGGCUCAUGUUGCGAAUGUCUGCAAACCCUCUCUCCUCAGAGCUGAUCAAACCAAACAUCAAUAAACUUGAUAAAAACA